GCUCCAUCGCCGACCUCAUUGUCCCCACAAAAGACAUCCCCUUCCGCGAUUUAACGAUUAGAAGACGUUACUUGACGACAAUUCAUCAUCGUCAAUACAUACGCUUUCGAUCCCAUCUUCCCUCGAACGAGCCACAACCUAUCCGGGUCAUCAGCAACCGCUCGAUCCAUUGACACAUCGCAUCUCACAGACCGUGUAGCCUGUCAGGACAGUAGCUACUCGUGCUUACGGAUAUACCGCCCGCUUAAUAUCAUCUACUCGUCUCUUUAUCUCUUUUCACAUUCGCUAUGGAUCACUCCAGAGAUCCCUGCCCCUGGGUGGCCCUGAGUGAUUUCGGUGGUGCUUUCUGUAUGGGUGCAAUUGGUGGUGCAGUAUGGCACGGUAUCAAGGGUUUCAGAAACAGCCCCUACGGAGAGCGUCGGAUAGGAGCAAUCACAGCCAUCAAGGCUCGCGCGCCUGUCCUCGGUGGUAACUUCGGUGUGUGGGGUGGUAUGUUCUCGACAUUCGACUGUGCAAUCAAGGGAAUCCGGAAGAAGGAGGACCCUUACAAUGCUAUUAUCGCUGGUUUCUUCACUGGUGGUGCUUUGGCUGUCCGUGGUGGUGUGAAGGCUGCCAGAAACUCCGCCAUCAUGUGUGCUGUUUUCCUGGCUGUCAUUGAGGGUGUCGGUAUUGGUUUCCAGAGAAUGAUGGCAGACAACACAAAACUAGAGCUCCCUCCUGCUCCCCCAUCUGGCGACAAGGUCGCUGCAUAAAUCAACCCCCAGCUACGAUCCCUCCUUCCCGAAUCCGAUCCAUAUGCUACAUUAUUAUCACGUAUCUCUCUUCUCAGGUGUUGGGUGUGGUCAUCAUUUCUGGGGGCAUACUAUAGAGGUUGCUAUUCCUAUUGUGCUUCUAUCCCUGCUCUUAAUCCUCUUGUAUUGUUUUAGCCUGGUUUGUUGGAGUGCACAGCAUUGCAUUCGCAUGUUCAUUACGUUGAUGGGGGGAAAAGAAUCUUCGACGCCGGUCUUGGGGUUUCCAAGGCUGGACUUUCUUGUAUAUUAACUUCCGAUAAAUGGUAUAAUGUGAUAUCAGUCUCCUAUACA
Aspergillus caelatus is the source of this 1082-nucleotide messenger RNA. RefSeq names its product protein transporter TIM17. Gene Ontology annotation, molecular function: transmembrane protein transporter activity. Lineage: Eukaryota; Fungi; Ascomycota; Eurotiomycetes; Eurotiales; Aspergillaceae. Gene Ontology annotation, cellular component: TIM23 mitochondrial import inner membrane translocase complex; mitochondrial inner membrane. The record is from RefSeq and is a predicted model, not a curated record. Gene Ontology annotation, biological process: protein import into mitochondrial matrix. Bases 288 to 752 code for a protein of 154 amino acids. The transcript is spliced from 4 exons.